Zophobas morio is the source of this 722-nucleotide messenger RNA. Its product is annotated as nucleolar protein 16. The transcript is spliced from 2 exons. The coding region runs from base 95 to 670 and encodes 191 amino acids. Gene Ontology annotation, biological process: ribosomal large subunit biogenesis. The record is from RefSeq and is a predicted model, not a curated record. Lineage: Eukaryota; Metazoa; Arthropoda; Insecta; Coleoptera; Tenebrionidae. Gene Ontology annotation, cellular component: nucleolus.
UUAAAAAGUACUGCAGCUGUCAUUUUCACUGCUUGAUUUGUGCUCCACGCUUUUAGGUUAAUUUGCACCUUAUUGUUUUAGAAAAUCGAUUAAAAUGACAAAAUUACGCAAACAGAGACGAAGAAAAGUUUACCGACACAACGUAAACCGAAAAAGACUCCGAAACAAAAUACACGGUGUAGGAAAAAUUUCAUGCAAAGAAAUUAAAAGCGCGUGGGACCAACGCAAGUCGAUUCAAACCAACUUACAAGAAAUGGGGUUGUCCUAUGACCCCAACAAAACCAUUAAAAUUCCUAGCAACAAACAGAAACUAAAAGUAUCGAUUGCUUCAAAUGACAACGAAUGGGAGGAAGAACACAUGGAGGCACAACCCACAAAAUUGCACGUCGUUGAGAGUUUGGAAGAGGAUGCUAGAGCCCCAAGAGUUAAAAUGUUCCGACUGCCAAAGGGACAGGUGGAAUGGAUAACUUACCUGAUGGAUACAUAUGGGAAGAACUACAGAGCAAUGGCCAGGGACAAGAAAAAUUACAAUCAAGAAACGUGGAAGCAGAUUAGAGCGAAAAUAAAGAGAUUUAAGAGUAUUCCAGAACAGUACUCUGAGUAUUUGAAGGCAAGAAACUUGAAUGAUGGAGAUGGUGAAAGUGAUGACCUAUCAGACGAUGAAGUUUAAAAUAAACAGUCAUUUGUACCUAUUUAUAAUGAAAAAUACCGUAUAAAUUUUA